UUUCCACCACUAGCGUGGCAUGCUAGCGUGAAAAAGUAUUUUUCUCAUUUUGCAAAGAUUUAAAAUUGCAGUUUGCCGCUGAAGAAAGAGAUUAAACGUGGAAAAUAGGGUAGGACACUAAACGGGUCGAACAACCGGAUAUAAUGUCCAUUCCGCCGUACAUGUUGCCGCAGAAUGCCUGGGCCGCCCAACUCAUGGCCCAGCAGGCAUAUGCGGCUGCUCAUGCUCAGCAGGCGCAACUGCAUGCCCAGCAGCAGAUGGCCAACCAGAUCCAGCAGAUUCCCCCGCCUGGCGCUCCGCUACCUCCACAAAGUGGCCACGCAAACGGGAUUCCCAUCGCUGCCGGUGGGCAACCGGGCUUAGGGCAGAUUCCGACGCCGAAGCCAGACAUUCUCACGGAGGAGAAGCUGCAGGAGAAGGCACUGAAGUGGCAGCACCUGCAGUCAAAGCGAUUCGCUGAGAAGCGAAAGUUUGGAUUUGUAGACACUCAGAAGGAGGAUAUGCCUCCGGAGCACAUCAGGAAGAUCAUACGUGAUCAUGGUGACAUGACGUCCAGAAAGUACCGUCACGACAAGCGUGUGUAUCUGGGUGCCCUCAAGUAUAUGCCGCACGCUGUUUUAAAGUUGCUGGAGAACAUGCCCAUGCCCUGGGAGCAGAUCCGGGAUGUGCAGGUUCUCUACCACAUCACUGGAGCUAUUACCUUUGUCAACGAGAUUCCCUGGGUCAUUGAGCCGGUCUACAUUGCACAGUGGGGUACCAUGUGGAUUAUGAUGAGGCGUGAGAAGCGCGAUCGUCGUCACUUUAAGAGAAUGCGUUUCCCGCCCUUUGAUGACGAAGAACCGCCUCUAGAUUAUGCGGACAACGUGCUCGAUGUGGAGCCUUUGGAAGCCAUUCAAAUCGAGCUGGACAACGACGAAGAUAAUGCCGUAUACAAGUGGUUCUAUGAUCAUCGUCCUCUAGUUGAUACGCAAUUCGUAAAUGGCUCCACAUAUCGCAAGUGGAAUCUUUCGCUGCCCCAACUGGCCACCCUGUAUCGGCUGGCCAAUCAACUGCUUACGGAUCUGGUGGACAAUAACUUCUUUUAUCUAUUCGAUCCUAAGAGUUUCUUCACCGCGAAGGCUUUGAAUAUGGCCAUUCCUGGCGGUCCCAAAUUUGAGCCCUUGAUUAAAGAUCACAACGUGGGGGAUGAAGACUGGAACGAGUUUAAUGACAUCAACAAAGUCAUUAUUCGGCAGCCCAUUCGUACUGAGUAUCGGAUAGCUUUUCCCUAUUUGUACAACAAUAUGCCUCACUUUGUGCAUCUGAGCUGGUAUCACACACCAAACGUGGUCUACAUCAAGACCGAAGAUCCUGAUUUGCCCGCUUUUUACUUUGAUCCGCUUAUCAACCCCAUAUCGCACCGGAACUCCAAUUCGAAGGUGCAGGAACCGCUGCCGGAUGAUGACGAGGACUUCACUUUGCCGGACGAUGUGCAGCCCUUCCUGCAGGAUACUCCGCUCUAUACGGACAACACAGCUAAUGGCAUAGCACUGCUGUGGGCUCCUCGUCCCUUCAACAUGCGCUCUGGUCGUUCUCGACGUGCCAUCGAUGUGCCAUUGGUCAAGUGUUGGUACAAGGAGCACUGUCCUCCGGGACAUCCGGUCAAAGUGCGCGUCAGCUAUCAGAAACUGCUAAAGUACUAUGUUCUGAACGCCCUUAAGCAUCGGAAACCUAAGCCCCAAAAGAAGCGCUACCUAUUCCGUUCUUUCAAGGCCACCAAAUUCUUCCAGACCACCACAUUGGACUGGGUGGAGGCUGGACUGCAGGUUUGCCGUCAGGGAUACAACAUGCUGAACCUUCUGAUCCACCGUAAGAACCUAAACUAUUUGCAUUUGGAUUAUAAUUUCAAUUUGAAACCGGUUAAGACCUUGACGACCAAGGAGCGUAAGAAGUCGCGUUUCGGCAAUGCCUUCCAUCUGUGUCGUGAAAUUCUGAGAUUGACCAAGCUCAUCAUCGACUCACAUGUGCAGUACCGAUUGAACAACGUGGACGCCUUCCAACUGGCCGACGGUCUACAGUACAUAUUCGCCCACGUGGGCCAACUGACAGGAAUGUAUCGCUACAAGUACAAGCUGAUGAGGCAGAUUCGCAUGUGCAAGGAUCUUAAGCAUCUGAUCUACUACCGCUUCAAUACGGGGCCCGUUGGCAAGGGUCCUGGUUGUGGUUUCUGGGCGCCGGGCUGGCGCGUGUGGCUAUUCUUUAUGCGUGGCAUCACCCCGCUCUUGGAGCGCUGGCUAGGAAACCUGUUGUCGCGUCAGUUCGAGGGUAGACACUCCAAGGGUGUGGCCAAAACGGUUACCAAACAGCGCGUUGAAUCCCACUUCGAUCUAGAGUUGCGUGCCUCCGUGAUGCACGACAUCGUGGACAUGAUGCCCGAGGGUAUCAAACAGAACAAGGCGCGUACUAUUCUGCAGCAUCUUUCGGAGGCGUGGCGCUGCUGGAAGGCAAACAUUCCGUGGAAGGUACCGGGCCUACCGAUUCCGAUUGAGAAUAUGAUCCUGCGUUAUGUCAAGAUGAAGGCGGACUGGUGGACAAAUACCGCGCACUACAACAGGGAGAGAAUUCGUCGCGGAGCCACCGUGGACAAGACCGUGUGCAAGAAGAAUCUGGGACGACUCACGCGACUCUAUUUGAAGGCAGAGCAGGAAAGACAGCACAACUACCUCAAGGAUGGUCCCUACAUUUCACCCGAGGAGGCUGUGGCCAUCUACACCACCACUGUACAUUGGUUGGAGUCGCGUCGGUUCGCGCCCAUUCCUUUCCCGCCGCUGUCCUACAAGCACGACACCAAGCUCCUGAUCCUGGCUCUCGAACGGCUGAAGGAGGCGUACAGUGUCAAGUCUAGGCUGAAUCAGAGCCAACGCGAGGAACUGGGUCUCAUUGAGCAGGCCUAUGACAAUCCCCACGAAGCCUUGUCCCGUAUCAAGCGUCACCUGCUCACCCAGAGAGCUUUCAAAGAGGUCGGCAUCGAGUUUAUGGACUUGUACAGCCAUCUUAUACCCGUCUACGAAGUGGAGCCUCUGGAGAAGAUCACAGACGCCUACUUGGAUCAGUAUCUGUGGUACGAGGCAGACAAAAGAAGACUCUUCCCGCCGUGGAUCAAGCCCAGUGAUACGGAACCACCGCCACUCUUGGCCUACAAAUGGUGUCAAGGCAUCAACAACUUGCAGGAUGUGUGGGAUGUGGGCGAGGGUGAAUGCAACGUGUUGCUGGAGUCGCGGUUCGAGAAACUCUACGAGAAAAUUGACUUGACGCUUCUGAACCGACUUCUGCGCCUGAUUGUCGAUCACAACAUAGCCGAUUACAUGACCGCCAAGAACAACGUGGUGAUCAACUACAAGGACAUGAACCACACCAACAGCUACGGCAUCAUACGCGGCCUGCAGUUCUCCUCGUUCAUCACGCAGUACUAUGGUCUGGUUUUGGAUCUCUUGGUGCUGGGCCUGCACCGUUCCAGCGAAAUGGCCGGUCCACCACAGAUGCCAAACGAUUUCCUAACGUUCCAGGAUGCCGUCACCGAGACGGCUCAUCCCAUUCGUUUGUACUGUCGCUAUGUGGACAGGAUUCACUUGUUCUUUAGGUUCUCUGCCGAAGAGGCACGUGAUCUGAUCCAAAGAUACCUGACCGAGCACCCGGAUCCCAACAACGAGAACAUUGUCGGCUACAACAACAAGAAGUGCUGGCCCAGAGAUGCUCGCAUGCGUUUGAUGAAGCACGACGUGAACUUGGGCCGUGCUGUCUUCUGGGACAUUAAGAACCGUCUACCUCGAUCGGUGACCACCAUUGGCUGGGAGAACACCUUUGUUUCUGUUUAUUCCAAGGACAAUCCCAACUUGCUGUUCAACAUGAGCGGCUUUGAGUGCCGUAUUUUGCCAAAGUGCCGCACACAAAACGAGGAGUUCACCCACCGUGAUGGCGUGUGGAACUUGCAAAACGAAAUCACCAAGGAACGCACUGCCCAGUGUUUCCUGCGCGUAGACGAUGAGUCCUUGGGUCGCUUCCACAAUCGUGUGAGACAGAUCCUCAUGGCUUCAGGCUCUACCACUUUCACAAAGAUUGUCAACAAGUGGAACACCGCCUUGAUUGGUUUGAUGACUUAUUUCCGUGAGGCUGUGGUCAACACCCAGGAGCUGCUUGAUUUGCUGGUGAAGUGCGAGAACAAGAUCCAAACUCGUAUCAAGAUUGGCCUGAACUCCAAAAUGCCUUCCCGUUUCCCGCCCGUGGUUUUCUACACCCCCAAGGAGCUGGGCGGUCUGGGCAUGUUGAGCAUGGGCCACGUCCUGAUUCCCCAAUCGGACUUGCGCUGGUCCAAACAAACAGAUGUGGGCAUCACCCAUUUCCGAUCAGGUAUGUCUCAUGACGAGGAUCAGCUGAUUCCCAAUCUGUACAGGUACAUUCAGCCGUGGGAAAGUGAAUUCAUUGAUUCCCAGCGCGUGUGGGCAGAAUACGCUCUCAAGCGCCAAGAGGCGAAUGCCCAAAACCGCCGCCUCACGCUGGAAGAUCUGGAGGAUAGCUGGGAUCGUGGUAUUCCCAGGAUUAACACGCUCUUCCAGAAGGAUCGGCACACGCUAGCCUACGACAAGGGUUGGCGCAUUCGAACCGAGUUCAAGCAGUACCAGGUUCUCAAACAGAAUCCCUUCUGGUGGACGCAUCAGCGACACGACGGAAAGCUCUGGAAUCUGAACAACUACCGCACGGACAUGAUUCAAGCCCUGGGCGGUGUGGAGGGCAUCUUGGAGCACACGCUUUUCAAGGGAACUUACUUCCCCACCUGGGAGGGUCUGUUCUGGGAGAAGGCCUCCGGUUUCGAGGAGUCCAUGAAGUACAAGAAGCUCACCAAUGCGCAGCGUUCUGGUCUCAACCAGAUUCCCAACCGUCGCUUCACCCUCUGGUGGUCGCCCACGAUCAACCGUGCCAAUGUGUACGUUGGUUUCCAAGUGCAAUUGGAUCUGACGGGUAUUUUCAUGCACGGCAAAAUCCCCACCCUGAAGAUUUCGCUGAUUCAGAUCUUCCGUGCCCAUUUGUGGCAAAAGAUCCACGAGUCGAUCGUCAUGGAUCUGUGUCAGGUGUUUGAUCAAGAGCUGGACGCCUUGGAGAUCGAGACGGUGCAAAAGGAAACCAUCCAUCCCCGUAAAUCCUACAAGAUGAACUCCUCGUGCGCGGACAUCCUGCUCUUCCCCGCCUACAAGUGGAAUGUGUCGCGUCCGUCACUGCUAGCAGACACUAAGGACACCAUGGACAACACCACCACCCAGAAGUACUGGCUGGACAUUCAGCUGCGUUGGGGAGAUUACGAUUCCCACGAUGUAGAGCGGUACGCCAGAGCCAAGUUCCUGGACUACACCACGGACAACAUGUCCAUUUAUCCCUCGCCGACGGGAGUUCUAAUAGCCAUUGAUCUGGCCUACAAUCUGCACUCUGCGUACGGCAACUGGUUCCCGGGCUGCAAGACCCUGAUUCAGCAGGCCAUGGCCAAGAUCAUGAAGGCCAAUCCCGCGUUGUAUGUGCUGCGUGAACGCAUCCGUAAGGCUUUGCAGCUGUACUCCUCGGAGCCAACGGAACCGUAUCUCAGUUCCCAGAACUACGGCGAGCUGUUCUCCAACCAGAUCAUCUGGUUCGUGGAUGACACGAAUGUGUAUCGCGUGACCAUCCACAAGACAUUCGAGGGAAAUCUGACAACGAAGCCCAUCAACGGAGCCAUCUUCAUCUUCAAUCCACGAACGGGACAGCUUUUCCUGAAGAUCAUCCACACGUCGGUGUGGGCUGGCCAGAAGCGUCUGGGCCAGCUGGCCAAGUGGAAGACAGCCGAAGAAGUGGCGGCUCUGAUUCGAUCGCUGCCGGUGGAGGAGCAGCCCAAGCAGAUCAUUGUGACCCGCAAAGGCAUGUUGGAUCCGCUGGAGGUGCACUUGCUCGAUUUCCCGAACAUUGUGAUCAAGGGCUCUGAGCUGCAGCUUCCCUUCCAGGCCUGCUUGAAGGUCGAGAAGUUCGGUGAUCUGAUUUUGAAGGCCACUGAGCCGCAGAUGGUGCUGUUCAAUCUGUACGACGACUGGCUGAAGACCAUCUCCUCGUACACGGCCUUCAGUAGGCUCAUCCUGAUCCUGCGUGCUCUGCACGUGAAUACAGAGCGUACCAAGAUCAUUCUGAAACCGGACAAGACCACCAUCACGGAGGCUCAUCAUAUCUGGCCCACGCUGUCCGACGAGGAGUGGAUCAAGGUGGAAGUCCAGCUGAAGGAUCUCAUUCUGGCCGACUACGGCAAAAAGAACAACGUAAACGUAGCCUCGCUGACGCAGUCCGAGAUUCGAGACAUUAUUCUGGGCAUGGAGAUCAGUGCUCCCUCGGCGCAACGUCAACAGAUCGCCGAAAUCGAGAAGCAGACCAAGGAGCAGAACCAGCUCACGGCCACCACCACAAGGACCACGAACAAGCACGGUGAUGAGAUCAUCACGUCCACCACGUCCAACUAUGAGACUCAGACCUUCAGCUCGAAGACAGAGUGGCGAGUGAGAGCCAUUUCAGCCACCAACCUUCACCUGCGAACCAACCACAUCUACGUCAGCUCGGACGACAUCAAGGAAACUGGCUACACCUACAUCCUGCCCAAGAACAUCCUCAAGAAGUUUGUGACCAUUUCGGAUCUGAGAGCCCAGAUUGCGGGCUAUCUGUACGGAGUGAGUCCGCCGGACAAUCCGCAGGUGAAGGAGAUUCGCUGCAUUGUCAUGCCGCCACAGUGGGGCACCCAUCAAACGAUCAACCUUCCCAACACCCUGCCCACGCACCAGUACCUCAAAGACAUGGAGCCGCUAGGCUGGAUUCACACGCAGCCCAACGAGCUGCCGCAGCUGUCGCCGCAGGACAUUACCACCCACGCCAAGAUCAUGCAGGAGAACUCGAAUUGGGACGGCGAGAAGACGAUAGUGAUCACGUGCUCCUUCACUCCCGGCUCGUGCUCGCUGACCGCCUACAAGCUGACGCCCUCGGGCUUCGAAUGGGGCUCCAAGAACACGGACAAGGGCAACAACCCGAAAGGCUACCUCCCGUCGCACUACGAACGCGUCCAGAUGCUGCUGUCGAACAAGUUCCUGGGCUUCUUCAUGGUGCCGGCCCAGAGCAGCUGGAACUACAACUUCAUGGGCGUGCGCCACGACCCGAACAUGAAAUACGAACUACAGCUGGCCAAUCCGAAGGAGUUCUAUCACGAGCUCCACCGCACCUCGCACUUCCUGCUCUUCUCCAACCUCGAAGACGGUGGCGACGGCGCUGGCGCGGAUCGUGAGGAUGUCUAUGCGUAGGCGCGAAUCCCAAUCGGAUUCUUAGGUCCUUCGUUUUAUCGUUUAGUGCAAACAAGCAGUUUUAUAAGCGUGUUUUCAAAAUGCUAGAGUCUAGGUACAUUUUGUAAUAAAAAUCUGUCUUUUUUACCACCAA
Molecule: messenger RNA, 7464 nt
Organism: Drosophila bipectinata
Lineage: Eukaryota; Metazoa; Arthropoda; Insecta; Diptera; Drosophilidae
Gene: Prp8
Product: pre-mRNA processing factor 8
Biological process (GO): mRNA splicing, via spliceosome; spliceosomal tri-snRNP complex assembly
Cellular component (GO): catalytic step 2 spliceosome; U5 snRNP
Molecular function (GO): metallopeptidase activity; U2 snRNA binding; protein binding
Source: RefSeq, a predicted model, not a curated record